Messenger RNA from Chinchilla lanigera (long-tailed chinchilla), 223 nucleotides. Its product is annotated as translation initiation factor IF-2-like. The record is from RefSeq and is a predicted model, not a curated record. Lineage: Eukaryota; Metazoa; Chordata; Mammalia; Rodentia; Chinchillidae.
AUGCGGCUCCGCGUCGGGAGAGGCCGGGACCUGCGGGAGGUCCCCGCCCAUCUCCACGCGCGGUCGCGGCCUGUGAUCCCCAGCCCGACUGCGGGGGUGGGAGACGGCGCGUCACGGCCCCCGCGUGCGCGUGAGCGACGGCACCCAGCCUCAUCCCACCGGGCCGAGCAGGACCCUGGGGUGACACAGCGCCCGCAGCGGGGUGCCGGGGCGGGGACGCCGA